Molecule: messenger RNA, 1297 nt
Organism: Pygocentrus nattereri (red-bellied piranha)
Lineage: Eukaryota; Metazoa; Chordata; Actinopteri; Characiformes; Serrasalmidae
Gene: ninj1
Product: ninjurin 1
Exons: 4
Coding region: 86-523 (145 amino acids)
Biological process (GO): cell adhesion; tissue regeneration
Cellular component (GO): membrane
Source: RefSeq, a predicted model, not a curated record
CCCAUGAUCUCACUCGUACUUAGCGUAAAGUCCCCGACCGGCAGUUCAGAUCUGUGCCCUUUAUUCAACGCGAGUGGGUUCGGCCAUGGCGUCCGAGACGAUAGCGAUGAACGGAGAUGUGGACAAAGCAGACGCAGAGGAGGCUCCAAGUCCUGCCAGAUCGAAGAAGAUGGCACGUCCUCUCAACAUGAACACCUACGCCAAUAAGAAGAGCGCGGUGGAGAGCAUGCUGGACGUCGCGCUGCUAAUGGCUAACGCCUCUCAGCUAAAGGCCGUGCUGGAGCAGGGUCCAUCCUUGAGCUUCUACACUGGACUCAUCGCCCUCAUCAGCAUCUCCCUCAUCCUGCAGGUCGUGGUGGGAAUCCUGCUCAUAUUCUUAGUGAAGUGGGACCUGAAUGACGAAGGAAAACACUACCAGCUGAACCUUCUGGAAAACAUCAGCACAGCCCUCGUCUUCAUCAUCGUGGUAGUAAACGUCAUGAUCACAGCGUUCGGCGUACAGAAACCGAACACUGGCGCGUAACCGCCGGGAAAACCGACCUACCUCCAGCGUCUCUUCAGAACUCCAGAGCCACCAAGUCUUGAAGCUUUCCCCAACAAACCCUCUAAACCUUCAGCAUGAGCAGCAGGCUGUGAAUGCAUGCAGUGGCGGAGACAGAGUGCUUCCUAAUAACUGGUUUAAAUUUCUCACGUUUGAUAUGGCAAGUCUGUGGUGAGGAUAUUUGGAUAUCUGCCAUUAUGCAAAUGAAGACAAAUGAAGCACAUUUUCAGUUUUUUUAAACCACAUUCAUUGAAGCCCAGCUGUCAGUUCUCCAUUUCACUCCGUCUACUACUGCCAGUAUUUUAGGUGCAAUAAACGGCGCAUUUAAAGAGGAAUUCCACCGAUUGCGCUUAAUAUAUGUUUAAUUAAAUGUCUGAGAUGUAAACAGUCAUUCAGAGCGGCAUCCUGUUCUAGAUAAACUUACCGGAUCAGAACUGUUCACGGUGGUGGUGAUAGGAACCAGACCAGACCUCUAAAAGCUCCUCACAGAAAGUUGCUACAUUAAUGCACUGCCUGCUGUUUAGUGAUGAGUUUUGAGAGUCUAAACAUAUUUACAUAAUAUAAUACGUGCACAGUUGAGAGAUAUACGCCAUAUAGGCCAGAGGUCACCACUCAAAUGAGCCAUCUGGUCCUUUCCACAAAAAUCAGGCCAGGUUUUCUCCUUUUCACCAUCUUGGCUGUAAAUAUGUCUAUAAAUAAGCUUCAGCUCAGCGAUCAUAGCUUUUCUCGCAUCUCCAGCAGGAAACUUCUUCAAAA